CGAUUGCAAGUGCAAGUUCGACUGCGAGUUCGACUGCGAGUUCGACUGCGAGUUCGACUGCGAGUUCGACUGCGAGUUCGACUGCGAGUUCGAGUACAGGGACGAGCACAAGCCUCCGAUCCCGGUUCCGUUUGCCAACGCACACACACGCACACGCACACACACAUGCGACAACCAUGGGAACCAACAUCCACGCCCUAGCACACCGGCUGACGGCGCUCUCGAUGGCCUUUCUGGCUUCCGCCGCUCUGACCUUGUGUGUUCUGGCUGGCUUUGGCUGUUCCUUUGUGGAAAUCCGGGCGCUCGAGRGAGAGAGCGUCGGCGCCUCGAACGGGGCCGACUUUGAAGAUCUGGACACGGCCUACCUYGGCGUUCGGUGCCUCUCGGAGUCCGACGCCGCGUUUUAUCCCGCGGGGGACAACUCGGACCGGUUGUGGGACGUCAGCAGAAUCUUUUUGUACACCGGUCUCUCGUUCGGCGCCGCAACGACGCUCUUUGCGUGGCUUCUGGGCACGUGCGUCCGGCCGACGGCCCCCCGGUGGCGGAUCCUCUCGGUCUUGGCAGCCUGCUCGGCGGUCUUCCAGAUCCCCAUCUUUCUCGUCUUUGAGGGCGACAACUGCAACUUUGACGUCUUUCGGCAAUCCUGCAAGCUKGGCAUCGGGGCCUACCUCAACGUGGUCAGCAUUUCGGUAUGGAUCGUCAUGACGAUCUGGGUCCAGUGCCUCAGGGCCCCCCGGUGGGACGAGGAACUGGAUGCCUGGAGGGUGAACAGAAACGGAAACGGAAACCACCGGGCCUCUUCCUCGUGCGCCUCCUCGGGGGGGGAGGCACCGGCGGUCCAAACGGUCAACAACACGGCAAACACGAACGCGUCGGAGGCGGCCUCCUCGCCGCACCACGCGCUGGAAGCACCGUGGGCCCCGCCGGGGUGCCACUCCCGGGCGCACCGAUACGGCCGCGGGGGGGACCUCGGAGGCUGCGACGACGGUGCGAACGACGAAGAGUCCCAGCGACCCUUGGGGGGAGGCCCCUCGCGGCCGCUGCACGAAUCCCCGAGCCACCGGAGGGCGGAAGCGAGCACGGCCACGAGCGGCACCGGAAGAUUCCGCGCCGAUACGAGCGGUGCCACGUCCGAAGCGGUCCACGCYRCGAAACACUCUACGGAGGCGCAAACGCGGGACGRUAACGCCAGCGGCAGCCCCCCGCGCAGCCGGCGACGGCCCUCCCCGGGCUUUCACGUGAGCUGCGUGUACGCCGAUGGCACCCAGCAGGAUGCACACUUUCCGUCCGUGGCUAACUGCUGCCUGGGAAUGGGCGUUCCGACGGAGGAAGACGAGGCCACCAACUUCAAAACCUUCCGGGACGACUUUCGGGUGAUCGAAUACACCGAAAGCGCCGACGACAACCCCCCCGCAAACCAGAGCGAGAGCCCGGAUUAUCUCUUCCGAAAGCUGCAAACCGAGGAAAAAGCCGCGAUUGCCCGAAGGGCCGAGCGCGACAGGGUGCCCGUAGAAUACGUGACGAGCGGCGUCGGCAAUCGGGGCGGGUCCCACUACCACCACCACACCCCCGGCGGCGGCAUUGCCACGGACGACGUGAGCGAGAUGACCCGUGGGAGCGGGUGGGCCUCGGGCGUCAGCGAGAUCCUCGACGACACGGACCUGCGGCACCAGCCCCGGGUGGUCCUGGAGGAACUCAGGCAGCACUACUAGCAGGGGUUCCGAGUUUGUACCCGCCGAUCGAUCCAUCCGAACGCACGCAAGCAAGCCGGUUUCCACCGGACUUUGUGUCGGUUCUUAUCAUUACGCUGCUGCCCUUGUAACAACAUUGUAUAUCCUUUUAUUACACCCUAGAAAAUUUAUUCA
Messenger RNA from Pseudo-nitzschia multistriata, 1865 nucleotides. The record is from the annotation of a GenBank genome assembly. NCBI's taxonomy places the organism in Eukaryota, Bacillariophyta, Bacillariophyceae, Bacillariales, Bacillariaceae.